AUGUCGUGGCGAGCACGAUUCACGCCAUGCGUGGGCUCCCUCACGGUGUGGCUCAACCCCAAGGACCCAAACUGCUUCGGCGUGCGCAACUGGUGGCGCAACAACCUGCCGGAGCUGCAGCUUCUGAAUCCCUUUUGCACCUUCACAAUACAGGAGCUUUCCUUCGGUGAGCCGCACAUGUACAUCAACUACACACCAACGGAUCAGCGCAUGAUUCGCCUAGCUGGAGCGACGGAGGAGGAGUUCGAGGAGAUUAUGGAGGCAUGCAUUACGUAUGGCAUGAACCACGCCAUUAUCGAGCGUCCCCGCACCGACGACGGCGGCGACUUAGUGAACCAACCAGCCAUCACAUCCUUCGGCUACACUGAGAGUUUCACCGCGAAGCUGGAGGUGGCACCACCUGCGGACAUAGGCCAGAAGACGACGGAAGGCGUUGAUGAUCCAGGCCAGAAGCCGCGCCUGUACCCUCGCAACGUGGGCUGCAAGCUGAUGCCAUAG
Leishmania braziliensis MHOM/BR/75/M2904 is the source of this 498-nucleotide messenger RNA. Its product is annotated as putative NADH dehydrogenase subunit NI8M. The transcript has a single exon. NCBI's taxonomy places the organism in Eukaryota, Euglenozoa, Kinetoplastea, Trypanosomatida, Trypanosomatidae. Bases 1 to 498 code for a protein of 165 amino acids. The record is from RefSeq and is a predicted model, not a curated record.